UCCCCGCCCACCCUCCUCUCACGCGCACCCCCGCCAGCCACCAGAAACCCCCGCAGGGCACCCCGCCCCGAGCCAGGCACAGCAGCCUCGGCGUUCGGUUUUCGGACGAGCUUGAAGUGCAGUUCUUUGAGACCGGGGAUGGAGACGGCAGCUCCCGCGUCGUCAGGAGGCAAAUUGUUGACCUCGCUGGCGCUUCCGAUGUGUGUUCAAGUGCAGUUGGAUCGGGAUCUGAGUGCACAUCGGGUCACGGAGGUUCGGAGGGGUCUGGUGCCGGGUCAUGUGGACUCUCAUGCCAAAACCAUACCGAUAGAGACGGAAUUCCACGUGACAUCAGCGCCAGCGCGGUGUGUACAGGGGUGAACGGACUAAAAACGUGCGUCGCUGGAGACUGUGAAGAGCCAACGGAACCAGACUCCGAAGCCGACAAGGGAUGUGGAAGUUCUGAGACACCGAAAUCGAGCGGCCUCUCCCGGGGCGAUGGAGCGCGAGACUGUAAACCUUCGUCUGGCGGAAGACAAUGCGAUGAGGACGACGAGACUGACUGCAACAGAGCCGACGACAACACCAGCAACAACCACAACGAGUACAGCCACAGCAACGGCAGCAAGAACCACCGAGGAAACAGUCACGACGAAGACGACGCGGACGACGACACUCGCCCAACGCGGAUCCUCAACCUGCAGGUACUCGGUCCGAGAGUGACGCAGCACCUCAAGCUGCACUGCAUGAGGCCGGCCUUCACCCUCGAGGGCAGACGGUUCGUUUCAGAAGGCCAGGAAGAAGCGCUGAGAGAGGAAAUGGAGCAGGAAGGAAGGAAGAACGAAGGAGAAUGUUAUAUCAAAGGAAGUCCAGAGUGUCUGGUUUUCCAUCAUUCAGAAUCUCAGCUUUCGAGGUUUUCAGCUUUUAUGGGCGAGGAUGGGAGGAGAGUGGCGGACAGUGUGGAUCACAAGAAAGAAAAAAACAACAACGAAGUCAACGCCCUCGUGACGUCACUGACCGCUGCGGACGGAAAAGAAGCAAUAGAAGAAAAGGCCAAAGAAGAAGAAAGAACGAAGAAAGAAAAGAAAAUGGCGAUACCCCCUCCCGUCCCUGGUCCUCCUCGGAUGUUCAAAGUCGUUCUCAUUGGCGACUCCGGAGUGGGGAAGACCUCCUAUAUCCACAGGGCGUGCACCGGAGAGUUCAGAGGAGACUUUGGGUGCACUGUGGGCGUGGAUUACCGUGUCUUGGAAGUGAUAGUGGGCGGCGUGAGGGCGGUGUUGCAGCUCUGGGACACGGCCGGUCAGGAGCGCUUCCGGUCCAUCACUCGGCAGUAUUACAGGAAAGCUGACGGCGUCGUGGUGAUGUAUGACGUCACGAACGAACAAUCUUUUCUUAGUGUCAACGACUGGCUUACGUCCGUGAAGGAAACAGCAGGAGCAGACGUGAGCGUGGCCGUGCUGGGCAACAAGUGCGACCUGGCGGCUGCGCGGCGAGUUCCGAAAGACACCGCCUACAAGAUGAUUAGGGGCCACAACUGCCUGAUGUACGAGGUGAGUGCAGCCUCGGGCAACGGAGUGCAAGAAUCUAUCAAGCAUUUAGCAGCUCUUUUGGCCACUCAGCAGGAACACGACUUGGCCACCAGCACGGCUCUCGAACUCCACAGUGAGGACAAGAAAAAGAAAUUCUGUUGUCGAGAAUGAGUCAAAACUUUCAUCGGUUUUGAAGUUUUUUCGUUAUUUAUUUACAUUUUCUUUCUCUCUCUCUCUUUUUUUUUAGAAGGGUAUUUAUUUUCCUGUGUCGUUUUUUUUUUUCGUUUUACUGAACUGCUGUUCAACUUAUAUUGUGAUUUAUUGAUUUUUAGAUAUGAUUUAUUGAAAUAUUUUCUCGGACAUGUUUAAUGGUUCAUUUUUUAAAAGCAGGUUUA
Molecule: messenger RNA, 1903 nt
Organism: Penaeus vannamei (Pacific white shrimp)
Lineage: Eukaryota; Metazoa; Arthropoda; Malacostraca; Decapoda; Penaeidae
Source: RefSeq, a predicted model, not a curated record